AUGUUACACCGGCGAAGUCAGUCUAGCAACGGGUACACUUCUGAAUCAAACUUCCUCACCAAGCUACCGGUUACUGUAAUAGCCGCAGACGGUGGAACUCCUGCUUUGUCUUCAACUGUUGACGUUACUGUCAAUAUCAUAACGGGAUGUAGUAAGUUGCAAGACAGAUAUGGUAGUUGGCCAGUAUCGGAGAUUAAUAAUUCGGUUACAGUUCCAUGCGAGGAUUCGUACGGUGGAAACUAUACGCGAGUUUGCGAUGAAAAUGGUAGUUGGGGACCGGUUACUAGUUACUGUAAAGUAAAGGACACCGUACUGACAAAUCUGCAGCUACAGUUGAACUCUGUAUCAAACGCGUCUGGAAAUGCCUCUGGGGAAAUAGAGAAUAUUUUAGAAUCACUGUCUAAAAUUACAGACAACCAAAUAGACUCUGGAAUCAUAACAAACGUCACAGAUAUAUUAAAGGGAGUCUUGAACAUUGCUGAUUAUAUGAAUAUUACUGACAAUAGUACGGAGUAUUUUUAUGAGACAAUCAGUAACGUCCUGAAACCUGAAAACGAAGAAGCUUUUAAGCAGGCUGAUGUUGACGGAAGUGUUGUUCUAGAUGUAGUGGACAAGUACAUGCUUUUACAACAAGAAACCAAGUGUAAUAAUCUAAACACCGGGGAUGUCAAUGAAAUAGAAAACAAUCAUAUUUAUACAGAAAUUGGUAGAAUAUCUGGAGAAGUUUUAUUUCCUAACAUCAAGCGGAGCGAAACAAACAUUGAUAUAAUGGAAAACACUCUCACAAAUUUAGGUAUAACAAACGUGUGUUUCGGAGGCGCCUACUACAAUUCCCUUGGUAAUGUUAUGGAGAAUCAAGUGACACUUGAAGGACAAGGGAGUGCAUUACCCACGGGGGAAGUAAAUUCUGACAUCAUAUCUCUUCAACUACUAACAGACCCAGGUGUCUCGCUAGAUAAUUUGGACCCACCUGUUCGUAUUACAUUCACACUUAUAAAUGGUACUUAUACUGAUCCAAUCUGCGUAUUUUGGGAUUACAACAUAACAACUGGGCAAAGCAAGAGAGGUGCAUGGUCAUCAAAGGGAUGUGUUUUAGAAGAAAUAACAAAUGUGACGGCAAAAUGUGCUUGCAGUCAUCUUACAAAUUUCGCCAUCUUGAUGAGUCCAUCCAAAAUUUCUGCCCAUCACUCUUUGAUACUUGGUAUAAUAUCUGCCGUAGGCUGUACAAUAUCGAUGAUAUGUCUGGUGCUGACAAUCAUUGCUCAUCGAAUUGUUUGGAGUGUUGUACGCAGUAAUAGGACUAUAACUUUGAUGCAUUUAUGUGUGGCACUGCUGCUCGCAUUCGGUGUGUUCCUGGCAGGCGUGAACAGAACUGAGAGCCGGGUGGCGUGUAUCAUCAUUGCUGCGCUUAUCCAGUUCUUGUUCUUAGCUGUUUUCUUUUUAAUGUUGUUUAUUGGUGUUGAAAUAUUGUUGAGUGUUGUGCAAGUUUUUGGAAGUAGGUUUCGAUUAUCACGGUUACUUCCCUUGGCUUGGCUUGCACCUCUUGUUAUUGUCGGAGUUUCAUUGGGCGUCACUAAAACAGAAGGCUACGGAAAUAAAAAAUUUUGUUGGCUGGACAUAGAUUCCGGACUUAUUUGGUCAUUUAUAGGACCUGCCGCAGCUGUUAUCUUGGUCAAUGUAAUUAUAAUUGUGAUCGUCUUCAAGAAAAUGGCAUCCGCAACGUUUGUGAAGUCCAAAACAUCAACCACAAAAUUAAAAACCUGGCUUCACAGUUUAUGCGUGUUACUUCCUAUGUUGGGGAUAACAUGGUUGUUUGGUUUGUUGUCUGUGAACAGCGACAUGUUCAUACUGCAGUAUUUCUUCAGCAUUUUCAAUUCUUUGCAGGGUUUAUUUAUAUUCUUGUUUCACUGCGUCUUCAACAGACAGAUCCGCCAGGCACUCACACAUAGAAAAGAACGCAGACGAACGUUGGCCUCGUUUGAAUCUGAGAUUAGGAACACAACCAAGGACGAACAUUCUAAAAGUGCUCCUGAUCCAGUUAAAAAGACCGGCCCAUCAACAAGAUUUGAAGAUGUUGAUUAACAGUGCAUAGUUUGCAUGAUGAAAACUGCUUACACGGAAAUAUCACAGAUAUAGGAGUGUUGAAUUGACAUUAUAAUAAUCAUGUUCUUAAUAAAAACAUAUACUUAAGUAUUUGUAUAUAUGUUCUGGAAUGUUACAAGAU
Ruditapes philippinarum (Manila clam) is the source of this 2224-nucleotide messenger RNA. RefSeq names its product adhesion G protein-coupled receptor L3-like. Gene Ontology annotation, biological process: adenylate cyclase-activating G protein-coupled receptor signaling pathway; cell surface receptor signaling pathway. Gene Ontology annotation, molecular function: G protein-coupled receptor activity. The coding region runs from base 1 to 2082 and encodes 693 amino acids. NCBI's taxonomy places the organism in Eukaryota, Metazoa, Mollusca, Bivalvia, Venerida, Veneridae. Gene Ontology annotation, cellular component: membrane. The transcript is spliced from 23 exons. The record is from RefSeq and is a predicted model, not a curated record.